This is a messenger RNA of Cydia strobilella, 6176 nucleotides long. RefSeq lists its product as uncharacterized. NCBI's taxonomy places the organism in Eukaryota, Metazoa, Arthropoda, Insecta, Lepidoptera, Tortricidae. The record is from RefSeq and is a predicted model, not a curated record. The coding region runs from base 632 to 1345 and encodes 237 amino acids. The transcript is spliced from 8 exons.
GGUUAUAUAACCGACCGGUACUCCUUCUCCCUCACAUGCCCGUAUUGCGAGCGAGAUGCGUUCUGGCUCGAGUGAGACGCAGCAUGUUGCAUUAAAUUUCGAUCCUCUUCUGUAAUAUGUUUUGUCCAAUCGCGUCGGAUCUUCGCGUGUUCCGGUUCUUUGUCAUCAAUGGGUCGCCGGGCGAGUCCAUUUCGAGUGCCUCUUAUAGUUCUUUUACGAGAUAUCCUAGUCGAAUGUGGAAAGAGGAAAAGCGCCGGCGGCAUCCGCAUGUAAUAAACCGACCGCUCGAUAACGCAUUCGCGUCGGAAGCGAAGUAUUUAGCGCGAUAGUCUUUAGGACCUUUCGGCAUUAAUGAGUCGUGCCCACUUCAGCUGACUGCGUCGUACGCGAAGCUACUCUACCUACUCCAGUAGUAGUUCGGCGUUCGAGCCAGGCGGUCGGGUUGCACGCGUGCCCGAGCAAAGCGGAUAUGUCGUUGAUGUUUAAAAUGUUUAUAGAACGUUUCCCAUAGGCGUGACGGUAUUUCAUUGGCUACAAAGACGACGUGAAGUCGUGAAGUGCUCUGCAGAGGCAGCGACGCGGCGAGCCGGCGAACGACUAGCGAGUGCGGGACAAGGCCCGAGGCUCAAUAAUGCUCAAAUUUCUGACCCACAAGUUGCGAACGCAUUCGUUGAAUGAGGAGAACGUUUCCGAGAAGGUCGAGGAGCGGGACUCCGGCACCGAAUCGGACGACGAGGCCGACCGCGGUGACACCGGUGAUUUUUGUACCGACGUCAUCAUGAAGUGGAACGAUGUAACAGAUAUCAGUAUGGGCGGAGAGGCAUGUGCGUGUGCGCCGACGCCUCAGGCGCUACCAGACCCCGAGCCAGAUCAGCUCUACGACCACCACUCUUCAGAAGAAGAGCUAGAGGUCAUAAACGGGGCGCCGUGCGGAGCGACGACGGAGUCGCGGCGGCGCGGCGCGUCCUCGCCCCCGCCCGCGGCGCCCGAGAAGCGCAAGUGGCCCGCGCAGCCCUACGACGCGGACGAGCCUGCUCGCGUGCACAGCUCCGACGACGACGACACUAAGGUGGAGACGCCAGUCAGGUUCCGCACGUCGCCGCCGCUGGAGGCGCUGAAGCCGCGGCGCGCAGGCGCGGGCGCGGGAUGUGCGUGCGCAGCGCGCGCGCCCGGCUCGCCGCGGCGGCGCCGGGCCGCGCUGCCGCCGCCCCGCAGGCACCGCCCCGCGCUAGACUUUGAUAAGAUGCAGCAGCUAAAGGUGGGCGGCGUGCGCUCAUGGCGCGGCGUGGGCUCGCACGCGCAUGCUCAUGCGCAUGGCGGCGAGCUUUCCGUCUUCUGCUGGUGAUAGCGCGCAGUGAGUCGUGGUCCCCCUGCGUCGCGUCCCCGGGCCGCGGGCCGCGCAGCGCCGCGGCGGCGGCCGCGGCUCGGACCGCUCCCUAGAUAUCCCAGCACCGUUCCAUAUCAUUGAUAACUGUACACGACAUUUUGAUCUUUUUAUUGCUGACGUUCCUUUUGCACUCAAUAAUGAUACAGUACAAAAUAACGAAAGACUUUAAUAUUGUAACGCUUGUACUAGACGGACGGGGCGGAUCCGACGCGACCGCGGGUGGAGCUGGGCCCUCGCCGUUUGGGUGCGGGCGAAGUUCUUUUCUAUUUCUUUACGUAUAAGACUCAACUUUCACCUAUCGUUACUUCGAAUCGCACGUUUCGACUAAUUCGUUUACACUACGUUUUUGGGGGUAGAGGUGUUUAGACACGUGUCAUAACUUACAAGUUGUUGCCGGUGUUUAGUCCCAAAUAAUCUUAUUUCUCAAAGAUAAAUAAUACGACGCUUCCUGUGGCAUGUUUUGGUCGGUGUAGAUACAUGAUGUUAGAAUAUAUGUGUUAGGGCAAUGAAGUUUUAGUUGAUGAGAGUAAUUUCAUCUUAACUUGGUGUAUUUGUGUAGGGUCGUGCGUCGCGUCGGAUCCGGUGACGCCUUUUACAGAUAUAUCGUACGACCGUCACAUUAAGUAGUAUUUUUGAGAUAUUUACUGUUUUUGAACGUUGUGUUAACACUGUUACAAUGAUUUGAACGUUUGUAUUAGACGCGGUGACAUUAUAAAAUAAUAUGUAGGUCACAUAUCGGAUCAAUGUGUUACGUAUCUACAUGACUCGUAUUAUUUGUACCCGUAGUUAAAUUAGGUACGAGUAUUCUUUAGGAGGCGGCUUAUUAAGUGAAGAUGUCGACUACAUUAUUUAAAUAAAAAAAUAUUUGCGAUAUUUAACUGUCGACUGAUUAGUUGUAUUAAAUCAAAAUUUGCAGCAUCUGAAAUUAUGUCCUAUACGGUACACUAUGUGUAGACGCGGAACAUACGAGUAUUAGUAGGCUUAGCACAGGAGCGCCCCGACAGUAUCUCGCCCGAGAGAUAGACUACCGGUCUCUCUCUAACUAAUAAAGUUAGAAAAAAAUGGGUAGUCUAUCUCGCUCGCGAGAUAUUGUCGCGGCGCUCCCGUGCUAAGCCUACAGAAACUAGUAGUAUUUCUUUACCAGACACACAUAACAUGUGAGGACUGAGGAGUGUCUUUUCAAAAGGGUUCAUUUUUGUAUAGAUUUCAUAGAGAAAUAAGCCCUUUUGAAAAGACACUCCUCAUGUGUGAAGGAAACUUCAAACUCUAGUAGGUACAUAUCCAUCGUGUACUCAACUCAAACAAUGUACCUACAAUUAAUGAAUUUGUAGUUUUGAGUCGGGCGGCACGACAUCGGCAUGUAGCUAGCUUCUGUACUUACAUUACAUAUGAUCUUAUAAUGUCACCGAAUAGACUGGAUCUUCCGCGCGAAACUAUUACAAAGAUUUAUUUAAUUUUUAAUUUAGCGAUGCCAUUGCUAGCUACAUCCCAAAAAAUAUUUUUGUUACGAGUUAUGUGAUAGAAUGGUAUCUCGGGACUGGAGUCUAUGAAUUAAACUACGACUGUGCCUCUGAUUUACAAGACAGAUCAUAACUGAAGUUAUCUCAGUAAUAAAGUACAUUUUAUUCUUUAAAUUAGAUGGACAGCCGUUUUUUUAUUAAGGACCCUUAAAUUUUUAAUGAUUUGAUCUCGAGCCACGGCCCAAUCUUCGCUCGCAGCGGAUAUUAUCCUUUUCUGCUCGACUUAGAUUGACGCGCGUGGUUCCUACAUAGAUUUUAUAAUAUUUUAUCAAAAUAAAAUGUCAAUUGUAUGGGAGGAUGAGUUUGCGCCAAAUCGUUUAGGGCUAUUUUCAGAACCUGAAUAAAUAUAUGAGUAUGGGCUGUUAUAAAAUGUUCAUCAAAUAGGUCAAAACUUAUCUAUCACGUAAACGGAACUUAAUCACGUACAAAUAAAUUUAUUUACUUUUUCGACAAAUCACCAAGACUACCCGUACAGUAGUAGUGGUUAGAACAACCCGCGCAGCUAGAGCAUGCUGAUUAGUAGGUACUUAUCGACAUGUUCUAGCAGAAACUUGGUACAAUCCCUCGCAAUCGUGUGCCUGCGACCAAGGCGCAAUUUCAAGCUAUAGAGUUUGAAACGUCAGGAAAAACCAAGUACGCGAUUAUUUGCCGUUAAAAUAAUAUGCGAAAAUCGUGAUAGGUACAUCAAUACUUAUACUUUAAACCUAGUUGGGGGUCAAGUCAAAAAUGGGAGUACCUAUACGGGGCAGUAUGAGCUAGGCGCAAGCUCGUCGUACAAGUUUUGUCGGUUGUAUUGUACCCUAGUUGUAUGUUAUAGUAGUUUUAUUUAGCAGAGCUAAACUUUUCGUUACUCGUUGUGUUAAACGGGAUUAAAGUGGUGCAAGUGGAUUCAGUGAACUUAACGAUAAAGACAAUUUAACAAAUUAAUACCUACGAUUAAAAUAAAGUACUAAGACUUUUUUUAAAUAGCUUGGAAGAAGAUUGUAUGUAUAGAUGUAAGGUAGAAUAAGCAUAAAUAGAUGUAGUAGGUAUAACAAAUUGUAAGGCAGAAGCCAGCUCUUGAAUUUAACUUUUUGUGUUGUUUAAUCGCGCAUUAUUGACGAUAUUUGUUACGAUGCACCUUCCGUUCGAAAUAGCGCUUCAACGGAGGCGUUAGCCAGGGCCGCAUGCGACAUUUUGUAAGUUUUGUUUGUGUUCUUUACCGAAUUAGUAGAUAAGCUAAAAUCCACAAAGUAUUUUCAGUCCAUCGCAAUACAUAUAUAUUAUGAUUAACUCUACAUCACCUACAGGGAGACUUCAUCUCGAUAAAAUGACACGUGUAACGUGCCUACCACAUUUAAAAUAACCAUAUGGUAACCACGUCACUAUGAUUAGUCGAAGUCUCUUCUCAUCUAGUUACUGACGCGGUAAUGAUUCAUUUUGAUUGUCGAGACUUGUAAUUAUUUUUGUUAUGAAGAAACAAACAAAAAAAAAAUUACAAAUCUCGAAACUACCUAUGCUUACGAAGUAUCUUGAGCGAGUAAACUUGCUGUUUGGAAUUUUGAUAUCCCACUGAUGCUCGACGGCCGAUUUUAGGUUUACCUUCUAUGCUGAUAUGAAUAGACAUAAUAAAUAUCGCAUGCGGUAUUGCCACCGUUGUAGCACCAUGUUGUGCGCACAUAUAUGGGCCUUGGCGCCGAAGCCCUGCAGUGGGCCCUUUUAGUUAUACCUUAAAAUUGAAGAAUUAAAAGGCGGCAGGUCGUGAACUUAAGGCCGUACACACGAGCACUUUAUCAACGCGUUUUAAAAAAGCGCUUGAAGCGUUUGAAUGACACAAAUGGAUACAUCUGUAUUUAUUCACACGAUGGCGGUCACGCUUUUUAUCAAGCGUUGUUGGAACUGCGUGCGGGCGGAUUCAAGCGUUUUCCAGAUUUCACUCCGUAUACGUUAUCUGUACACCCUUAACGCCUUCAAUAUGCAAUGAUGUAGAUGCAUUAGGAUACGGUACGUGGGAAAAAUACAAUUUGAUCCCCUAAAAUUAUGCUAUUUUUAGGGAAAUGGGGGAACACUUAGCUAUAGGUCUGUGGUGAUGUUACAUCCGCAUCCGGAUAGCUUUGUGUCGAAAGCUCAGUUUCCAACAUUAAUCAGUCAAGAAGAACUGAUACUUGAUAGGUAUACUCGUAUUGGAGGCAGAUUUUGAUUUAACAAAUUGUUAAGGUUUUCAUCUUGUUUUGACACGAAAUUGAGUCUGCCUCCUGUUAUGAUACGGUGUACAAAUGUUAAUUAACAUUUAUCGUACACAUUCCGAGACUGACAUUAAUGCCGGAAACUUUGUAGCAAUCAUGUGAUGAUUUGUGGUAUUUUCUAUAAAAAGGGACCUUAUUGUCGAUGGCGCUUACGCCAUUAUAAACGAUGCUCCGAUAUAAAUACAAUGCCGCGUAACGCUGUGCGGCGUAAGCGCCAUCGCCAUUAAGGUCUCUUUUCAUAGAAAAUGCCCCAUUUGAUGAAAGUAGAUUUUGUAUGGAUAUUGGUCAACUGUAUAUUUUUGUUCAUGUAAUCUAAUCACCAUUUGAUUUACAUUUAUAGUAAUUAUAAUGCUGUUGCCUGAUAAGAUAAUUCUAAAAAUACCCCAGAGUAACCACCUGUUCCAGUUUUUCAGAUGUAAUACUGGAAAAUAACCAGUAUUUAGUUUGUAUAAUUAUUCAGUAUACUUAUUUACUUAACCCUAAUUAUCAAUCUGCAGAUAAAAUAUAAGGGCCUGUUUCACAAUGUCCAAGUAAAGUCCUGAAUAAGCUACUUGCAACUUAUCUGACGAAUAGUCAUCGUUGGCGUUUCACAAUCUUCAAAUAAGCUUAACUGGUAGAUAAACAUUUUUACAAGUUGAGGUAGCUUUAUCUGGCAGUUAAUUUAUUUUUUAAUUAUCCAAUACUUUACUCAGACUUGUAUUGGCCGUUAUGUAGUGAAGACUGUUUGGUAGUUACUCUAUUUACAGGUGGACAUCCUGGAUUCCACUCAUAUUUGAACAGAAUUAACAACUUCUGUAAUAAAAAUUCUAUCCUUAUCAGGUACAAGUCUACUGUUGUUUUCUUAAUUUUGAACCUCAAAUGUUUAACAAUAAAGGUUUUUAUAGAGGAAACGUUCAUGUUUCAUGUGUCUUUCAAGCUUGGCCUACCGGGCAGUCCGUGGGGCCCGCGGGCGCGGAGCAAUCAGUGAUAUUUUACAAUAAAUUAUUUUGUUUUUAUAUAUUGAAUUAACAAGCGUAAUAAAGAGUGAGCAAUGGCACAUCUUAA